Messenger RNA from Otolemur garnettii (small-eared galago), 2309 nucleotides. It is a transcript of the gene JPH2, whose product is annotated as junctophilin 2. The record is from RefSeq and is a predicted model, not a curated record. Bases 1 to 2106 code for a protein of 701 amino acids. The transcript is spliced from 6 exons. NCBI's taxonomy places the organism in Eukaryota, Metazoa, Chordata, Mammalia, Primates, Galagidae. Gene Ontology annotation, cellular component: endoplasmic reticulum membrane; sarcoplasmic reticulum; junctional membrane complex.
AUGAGCGGGGGCCGCUUCGACUUUGACGAUGGUGGGGCGUACUGCGGGGGCUGGGAGGGGGGCAAGGCCCACGGUCACGGACUCUGCACCGGCCCCAAGGGCCAGGGCGAAUACUCGGGCUCCUGGAACUUUGGCUUUGAAGUGGCAGGCGUCUACACCUGGCCCAGCGGAAACACCUUCGAGGGCUACUGGAGCCAAGGCAAACGGCAUGGGCUGGGCAUAGAGACCAAGGGGCGCUGGCUCUACAAGGGCGAGUGGACACACGGCUUCAAGGGACGCUAUGGGGUCCGCCAGAGCACCAGCAGCGGCGCCAAGUAUGAGGGCACUUGGAACAACGGCCUGCAAGACGGCUAUGGCACCGAGACCUACGCAGACGGAGGGACGUACCAAGGCCAGUUCACAAAUGGCAUGCGCCACGGCUACGGGGUGCGCCAGAGCGUGCCCUACGGGAUGGCAGUGGUGGUGCGCUCACCACUGCGCACGUCGCUGUCGUCCCUGCGCAGCGAGCACAGCAACGGCACGGUGGCCCCGGAUUCGCCCACCUCGCCGGCCUCCGAUGGCCCGACACUGCCCUCGCCCGCCAUCCCGCGUGGUGGCUUCGCGCUCAGCCUGCUGGCCAACGCCGACGCGGUGACGCGGACGCCCAAGGGUGGCGGCCUGUUCCAGCGGGGCGCGCUGCUGGGCAAGCUGCGGCGCACGGAGUCGCGCACGUCCCUGGGUAGCCAGCGCAGCCGCGUCAGCUUCCUCAAGAGCGACCUCAGCUCGGGCGCCAGCGACGCCGCCUCCACCGCCAGCCUGGGCGAGGGUGCCGAGGGCGCCGACGAGGCUGCGCCCUUCGAAGCUGACAUCGACGCCACCACCACGGAGACCUACAUGGGUGAAUGGAAGAAUGACAAGCGCUCGGGCUUCGGCGUGAGCGAGCGCUCCAGCGGCCUCCGCUACGAGGGCGAGUGGCUGGACAACCUGCGCCACGGCUACGGCUGCACCACGCUGCCCGAUGGCCACCGCGAGGAAGGCAAGUACCGCCACAACGUGUUGGUCAAGGGCACCAAGCGCCGUAUGCUGCCGCUGAAGAGCAACAAGGUCCGCCAGAAGGUGGAGCGCAGCGUGGAGGGCGCCCAGCGCGCUGCCGCCAUUGCGCGUCAGAAGGCCGAGAUCGCCGCCUCCAGGACGAGCCAUGCCAAAGCCAAAGCUGAAGCGUCGGAACAGGCCGCCCUGGCUGCCAACCAGGAGUCCAGCAUUGCCCGCAAUUUAGCCAGGGAGCUGGCACCGGACUUCUACCAGCCAGGUCCGGAAUAUCAGAAACGCCGGCUGCUCCAGGAGAUUCUGGAGAACUCGGAGAGCCUGCUGGAGCCCCCGGAGCGAGGCGCGGGCGCCGCGGGCCUCCCGGAGCGAGCCCGCGAGAGCCCACAGCUGCACGAGCGCGAGACCCCUCGGCCCGAGGCCGGUCCCCCGUCGCCGGCUGGGACGCCCCCGCAGCCCAAGCGACCCCGGCCAACGGCGUCCAAGGACGGCUUGCUGGGUCCGGGGUCCUGGAACGGGGAGCCCGGUGGCGAGGGCAGUCGGCCGACCACGCCGUCCGAGGGCGCGGGUCGCCGCAGCCCCGCGCGCCCGGCCACGGAGCACAUGGCCAUCGAGGCGCUGCAAGCGCCGCCCUCGCCGUCGCGGGAGCCCGAGGUGGCGCAUUACCAGGGCUACCACAGCUAUGCCGUGCGCACCGCGCCGCCCGAGCCUCCGCCCUUCGAGGAGGAGCCGGAGCCUGAGCUCUCCGGGCCCGACUCCGCACCCUCGUCCCCGUCCACCGCGCCCUCGUCCCCGGCCUCCGCCUCGGUGCACGCCCCCGCGCUCCGGGGCCCCGCACCCGAGAGCCCGGUCAAGCUGGAGCCCAAGCCCAUCGUCCCCAAAGCUGAGCCCAGGGCCAAGGCCCGCAAGACUGAGGCCCGGGGGCUGACCAAGGCCGGGGCCAAGAAGAAGGCGCGGAAGGAGGCAGCGCUGGCAGCAGAGGCUGAGGUGGAAGUGGAAGAGGUCCCCAACACCGUCCUCAUCUGCAUGGUGAUCCUGCUCAACAUCGGCCUGGCCAUCCUCUUCGUUCACCUCCUGACCUGACCCUCAUCUGCUAGAGCCAGGAGUUCCUGCUGAGGACAUGAGGACCCAUCUUUCUGCAAAGCCAGGCAGGGUGGCCAAGGAGGACUGGACUCUGGACCUGGAGACCUGGGGUCCAACUCACAUUCGCAACACAGAUGUCUAAGGAAGACUCCUGGGGUGCCUGCACUGGGGGGCUGGUGGUGCCAGGAGGAAUGGAAUGUGCU